AUGGUCUAUCGAGAUCGUCAAGGUUUAUCACCAACAGGUGAUCCUAUACAAUUAUCAAAUAAUCGCGAUCGUUAUUUAGAUAAUUGUUUUUUAUUAUGUAUCAAUCGUGAUGAUGAUACUGAUGUACCUGAAAUUCGUCGAUUAGAAAAUGAUGUUAUGCGAGAUUUAUGUGACAAAAAUCAAAUAAAACCUCAGCAACAAUCAAAACUUUAUAUACAAGAUCAACGGCGACAACCGACCGAAAACUACGAUUAUGAUGAUGAAGAUAUAAUAAGACCAUCAAAACAAACUAAAGUUCGUGAUUAUGCUUAUAGACGAAAAGAUAAUCAAUAUGAUAGAGAAUCUCAAUUAAUAGCAAAUCGUUCGAAAUAUCAACGAGAUGAUACUAUUGAUAAUUACUAUGCUAAUGAUCAAUAUACACGACCUGGUAAAUAUAAUCAUCGAGAUAAUUAUAAUAUAAUUCAACAUAGCGAUGAUGAAUUAUCUGUCUAUGAAGUAUAUGUACCAACAAAUACAUUAAAUCGUUUAGGAGAUAAACGAACCGGUAAUAAUAUGGUUUUAAUUGAUUAUGAAGAUGUAUCAAUGUUACGUGAUAUACGAGGACCUUCAUCUCCAUAUGGCUACCCACCGCAAAAUCUAUCGUCACAAUAUAAUAACUAUUCACCUGUAAAUCAAUAUCCAUCAGAUUUAACGAGAGAUCGCGAUGGUCAACAACAAUUUUAUCAAAAUACUCCAUUACAACAGCAGCAACAAUUAAAUAAUUAUUAUGUUAAUGAAGGAGAUCGACCUCCUUAUUCACCUCAAUCUGGUCCAUUUGUACCAACAGAUAUUAAUCAUUCAAAUGCAAUUAAUAUUCGUCGACAUAUUUAUUCACCAUCUCAACUUCCACAAGGUCUUACUGAAGGACAACUUGUUAUGUUACUGCAGAAAGGUAGUCAAUAUCAACAACACAAAUGUGAACCAACAACACCGCCAACACAACUUUUUCCUAGUCACAAUGAAGUGCAACCAACAGUAGUCACACUUACUCCGCAAGUUAAUUCAAUGCCAAAUACCAAUAUCGAAGCUUUAAAAACUCCUGCAUAUGUUGCGUCAACACCAAUAAAAAUGCCUCAAGUACCAACACAAUUAGUUGAUCAUCAAAUAAUCAAUGACGAUAAAAUUUCUAUCGUAGAUGAAAUUACAAAACCAAUGAGUACAUUGAAUACAAGAACGUCAAUAAAAAUUUCGAAAGAGUUGGAAUCAAGAGAAGAAAGUAGAGAUAAGAAAAAAGACUCUGGCGGUGAUCAUAAAAAAGACAGUAAAAAAGAAAAAUCAAGUGGAAAAGAUUCCAAGAAGAAAAAGAAAUAA
This is a messenger RNA of Rotaria socialis, 1350 nucleotides long. The record is from the annotation of a GenBank genome assembly. NCBI's taxonomy places the organism in Eukaryota, Metazoa, Rotifera, Eurotatoria, Philodinida, Philodinidae.